AUGAAGAUAGUGGGAAUAACAGGAGGAGUCUGCACAGGCACGAGCACAGUGAUAGACUACAUAGAAAAGAAGGGCUUUGCUGUGAUAAAGGCACCCGAAAUAUACGCGUACCUGGAGGGAAUAGACGCUCUCUCCAAAUACAACCUGAGAAUGCACCUUACAAACAAAGAAAAUGCGAUAAAGACCCUUGCCAGAACAUACUUUCUAAAGUACCUCAAGAACCGAGAGGUGUUCUUCCGCCUCAUGUGCAAAGCGGUUGUCUUUGUGGAAGUGCCCUUCCUGUUUGAGUGCGGGCUUUCCGGAUACUUCUCGCAAAUAGCCGUUAUAACGUGCGGGCCAAAAACGCAAAAAGAGCGGCUAACCCUGAAGUAUUCGAUGGAUCGCAGCGAAAAGAAGAAUGCAAGCAAGUUUUCGCUCUCCGAAAAGGACGCCCUGGAAGUUGCUGAGCACCAGGCGCAAAUGUUGGAAAAAAGGGCGCACUGCGACACGGUUAUAGACAACAACAAGGGAAUAGACCACACGUUCCUGCAAGUAGAUGCUUUUCUGAACACGCACAGCAAGCUAUCCGUCUUCUACCUUGUCAUCGUGACAGUUGCAGUCGCCUCAAUAUUUCUGCCAAUACUUGCCAGGUACAAGGAGGAAGCAAGCCGCGCUGCAAAGAAAGCGAAGUCCGCAAUAGACGCAAUAAGAAAGAACAUCAAGAACCACCGAUAUGGCUGA
Molecule: messenger RNA, 720 nt
Organism: Nematocida major
Lineage: Eukaryota; Fungi; Microsporidia
Product: dephospho-CoA kinase
Exons: 1
Coding region: 1-720 (239 amino acids)
Biological process (GO): coenzyme A biosynthetic process
Molecular function (GO): dephospho-CoA kinase activity; ATP binding
Source: RefSeq, a predicted model, not a curated record